AACACCACAAUCGGAUGGCGCCUGUGAGCUCUCGGCAUGGUCGCCAGCGCCUCUCGGCCACUCGCAUGGAAACUCAAGAUAUCCUUUAGAGCCACCACUUCAUCCUAGCCUUACCCUCAAAUCAUCCGCCCAAGUGCAAUCCUGGCACGGGCCAAGAGCAACCAUCGCACGGCCUACUGUGUGUGUGACUAAUAGCAAAUCCAUAUCUGUGCGAAUCAUCUCGUGAGCGAUUGUGAUACACUGAUCGUAAGUCGUUGCAAUGGCGCAGGCACUGAGGAGCGCGAGCAUUGCCGCGUCGUCCUUCGUCGGCUCCGUUGAAUGCUUCGGAGUGAAGAAUGGCGCCCGCGUCGUAGCCAGGUCCUCCCUCGGCGGCAAGGCCAAGCAGGUUGCCAAGCAGGCUUCCAAGACCUUGAAGAAGUCCUCCGGUGCCGGUGCCGAUAGGCCGCUGUGGUUCCCCGGCGCCCGGGCGCCCGAGUGGCUCGACGGGUCCCUCCCCGGAGACUAUGGUUUCGACCCCCUGAGCUUGGGCAAGAGCCCCGAGUACUUGCAGAUCGAGCUCGACUCGCUGAACCAGAACUUGGCGAAGAACGAGGCCGGUGACGUGAUUGGAACCCGCAUCUCGAAGAAGGAGGAGAUCGCCCCCACCCCAUUCCAGCCCUACAGUGAGGUGUUCGGUCUGCAGAGGUUCAGGGAAUGCGAGUUGAUCCACGGGCGAUGGGCUAUGUUGGCCAUCUUGGGAGCUCUGUCGGUGGAGGCCUUCACCGGUGUGACAUGGCAGGACGCCGGAAAGGUUGAACUGGUAGAUGGAGCGUCGUACUUCGGACUUCCACUGCCAUUCAGCAUCACCAGCUUGGUGUACAUCGAGGCGUUUUUGGUGGGAUUCAUCGAGUUCCAGAGGAAUGCCGAGCUCGACCCAGAGAAGAGGCUGUACCCCGGCGGGAAGUUCUUCGACCCAUUGAACUUCGCCGACACCGAGGAGAAGAAGGAGACACUGAAAUUAGCCGAAAUCAAGCACGCCAGGUUGGCGAUGGUGGCCGCUUUGGGAUUCGCCGCUCAGGCCGCGGCGACGGGCAAGGGACCUCUGGACAACUGGGCGACGCAUUUGGCAGACCCCCUGCACACCACCAUCUUCGACACAUUCUCGAAGUGAUAGAGUAAGACAGUGUGUUUGUAGCCGAGAGUCGAGAGUCGAGAGCGAUCUAAAUGUAAGGAGGCAAUGUAAUUUAAAACCCAAUUUCUCACUAACCCUUAUUCAACCUUC
This is a messenger RNA of Physcomitrium patens, 1261 nucleotides long. Its product is annotated as chlorophyll a-b binding protein CP29.1, chloroplastic. Lineage: Eukaryota; Viridiplantae; Streptophyta; Bryopsida; Funariales; Funariaceae. Gene Ontology annotation, cellular component: membrane. Gene Ontology annotation, biological process: photosynthesis, light harvesting. The record is from RefSeq and is a predicted model, not a curated record.